This is a messenger RNA of Mercenaria mercenaria, 3128 nucleotides long. Its product is annotated as heat shock 70 kDa protein 12B-like. Bases 206 to 2044 code for a protein of 612 amino acids. Lineage: Eukaryota; Metazoa; Mollusca; Bivalvia; Venerida; Veneridae. The record is from RefSeq and is a predicted model, not a curated record. The transcript has 5 exons. Gene Ontology annotation, molecular function: ATP-dependent protein folding chaperone; ATP binding.
UAGAACGUUAUUAAAAACUACGCGUCUUAUUUUAAAUCAUUAAGUAGAUUCAUUCAUUUUUCCUUAGUUACAUUGUCAGCAGUAUUGUUAUUAUGUAAUAUAAAAAGGUAAAAAAGUAAAAAGAAGGAAAAAACCUGACUAGAUCUAUUACUAUAACGAUCACGUAUCAAUGUAAGGGAGUUUCGAAUGGAAAAUACACAGGGAUAUGGCAAAGGCACAUGACAUUGCGUCUUCGUCAGGCCAGGCAGAGAGUAAGAUAUUUUUCGGCGCAAUAGACUUUGGCACCUCGUUUUCUGGUUGGGCUUUUGCCUCUAGUACUGAUCUUGAACUUAACCAUCAGAAUCAACCUCCCACAAUAACAGUGAAGCCAUGGCGCUCCGAAUAUGCUACCCAUUCAACUGGAAAGACACCAACGUGCGUAUUGAUAAAGCCAGACGGGAAAAGCUUGGAAGCCUUUGGCUAUGACGCAGAAAAGAAGUACGACGAACUAGUUUCAGAACAAAAUGAUAAAGAAUAUUACUACUUCAAAGAUUUCAAAACAUGUCUUCACGGAAAAUACAACCAGCGACUUAGACUUGAUAUGACACUGAAAGAACAAGCUGGUAAAACACUACCUGUGAUAACAGUGAUAUCGGCAUCUAUCAAAUUUCUAGCCGAUGACAUGAUUGCUGAGUUAGAGAAAAGAAUUCAUGGCGUUAGACGAGAUGAUAUUCAAUGGGUUAUAACAGUUCCUGCAAUAUGGACAGAUCAGGCAAAAUUUAUGAUGAGGGAAGCUGCAGUCAAAGCAGGACUUUCGUCGCAUAGUAUAAUAUUUGCACUAGAACCGGAAGCAGCAUCGAUCUUCUGUCGUCAGCUUGAGUUGUUUGCGGAUGAUUGUGAAUCUGGUAGUACGUUAUCCUCCCUUAAAGUUGGCAGUAAAUACCUAGUGCUUGAUGCUGGAGGUGGUACAAUAGACAUUACUGUUCAUGAGGUUGCAUCUUCCCACGGCGUAAAACAAGUUGUCACUUCAGGCGGAAAUAUCAAGGGAGGAAAUACAGUAAAUAGAGAGUUUGAAAGAUUUUUAAUUGAAACGAUUUCAAUGGAAAAAUACAAUAGAUUUAAAGACUGCUAUAGAGGAGACUGGCUUUACAUUUUGAGUAAUUUCGAAGCACAAAAGAAAUCUUUUGAUCCUAAAAAAGAUAAAACCGUUACAAUUCGGUUCCCGGCUACUCUAAAAGAAGUAUUCGAAGAAAGAGACACCCAUGGAACGGUUUUUGAAAAGCUGAAACAUAAGCUACAGAAGAAAAGUAUUGAAGAUGCUGUCAAACGAACAUCAUUUGGAAAAGAUACAGAGGUUAAGAGGGACAAAAUUAUCUUUUCAGUGAACAGUUUUCAGCUUUUUUUCUCCACAGCAAUCAGUGACACAAUUAAACAAGUGCAAAAACAGCUAAAUAACGUACCCGAAGGAUCUAUAUCUGUUAUACUUAUGGUAGGUGGCUUCUCAGAAUGUUCUUCACUGCAACAAGCCGUGAAAGAUACCUUCUCGUCAAUCCCAGUGAUUGUACCUACUGAAGCGUCUACAGCAGUAUUGAAAGGCGCUGUGAUAUACGGACAUAACCCUCCUAUUGUGUCAGAGAGAGUAGUCCGGUAUACGUAUGGAGUGUCCACAACGGUUGCAUUUAUUCAGGGUGUUCACCCAGAUGAAAAACGGCUUGAAACAGACAGUGGCAUCUUCUGUGAUGAUAUUUUUAACAAACAUGUAACAGUGGGUCAGUCUGUAAAAACAGAUGAGCCACAGAAGACAGUAACAUAUAUACCGCUGUACACAAACCAAAAGUCUGUAGAAAUAGCUAUUUAUGCCUCAGAGUUGUCCGACCCAAUAUAUACUACUGACAAAGGUUGUCACAUAAUUGGGACUGUUCGGUUACAAUUAACCGAGACAGAUAACGUAUGUGAUGAUAACAUUUUGGUAUCUUUUGCAUUUGGAGGAACAGAAAUCGUUGUUACAGCAGUUGAAGAGAAAACGGGGAGAAAAGUUAAAGCAAAUGUCAAUUUUCUAGAAUAGUUUCAUUUGGAAAGAAUAUUUUCAUUUUAUAACAGUCGUCAAAAAUACACAAAAAAAAAUGAGUUGAAGUCUGACAAUGUUAUUGCUAAUUGUCGGUGACAAAGGAUGGUUUCAUUUUCAUCACGAUAUUUAUUCCGUCUGAGAAAUGAUAAAAUCAAACGAAAUCAACGCACUUUUCCGACUGAAAGUGUCUAUAUUGUUGUUUUUGUAAUGAUCAAACAUGUUAACAUUAUUUUUUGUGCAUUAAUCAAUUCCGAAGUGAAAAUACAAAUUUUACACGUUUUAUGUUGGAAUUGUACUCUGUGUAGCUUUGAAAGUUCCAUGUACACCGCCACGUGAACACGUCUGUUACUGUCUAAAAUUGUUUUUGGUAUUUUAGUAAUUGUAACAUAUGCAAAUGUUGAGUUCUGCUGAACCCGGGCUCUAGAGAGCGCGGGCGGCAGAAUACAUUUUCACUACCGUCAAUGAGCAGGCUUCCGAUAUUUCUAUUUUAAUAAUGGUCACUAUGGACUAAGAUUUGUCAGUUUUGAAACAAUCUAAUACGCAGGUGUUAGUGCGGUGAUGGUCUAUAUGUAAAGGCACCAAGACUAGCUUCAUUAUAUUGUUAUGACGAUAAAACUCUCUUACGAUUAAAUAAUUUUGAGGGUACGAAUGGGUGCUGUUUUAACACUGAAUUUACGCGAUACUUGCUGUAAUACAUUUGAGUAGUGUAUUGUGAAAAAGAGGCAUUACAACUACUUUUGAGCGAACUUAUUAUGCUUUUAUUGUUCGGAGACUCAGUGCUGAAAAUAAAAGUUCCAGGAGACUUUUACUUUUUCGUAAAAAACAGAUGGCACACUUCAUGAACUUUUACGGAACUCUAAAGAGUGAUAAGUAAUUACAACAGAUUCACUUAUAUUUCUUGAAUGUAAGUGACAUAAUAAAAUUCGUGACAGAAAUAUGAGAAAAUACUUAUUGAGAAUAGGUUUUUACAAGAAACAUAUAUACUAAUUUGGGUAUAUUUAAAACGAAAACUAUGACAGGUACGUUAUAAACCGAUGUAUUUAAGAUUUAAAUCACAGGUCCCUGGUUUAUCUUUUCCAUU